Molecule: messenger RNA, 614 nt
Organism: Carya illinoinensis
Lineage: Eukaryota; Viridiplantae; Streptophyta; Magnoliopsida; Fagales; Juglandaceae
Product: gibberellin-regulated protein 2-like
Exons: 1
Coding region: 97-309 (70 amino acids)
Source: RefSeq, a predicted model, not a curated record
AUUCCCUAGAUAUUGGUCACCACCAAUGUGGCUGGUGAAGGAGCUAGCCGCUUCUAACAUCAUUAUAGAGAAGAUACACAAACUUACCAUAUUAUAAUGAUUGAUGAUGAUAUUGGUAUAUAUGCAGAUUGCAAGGGGAAGUGUAAUUACAGGUGUAGCAAGGCAUCUCGACAUAAGAUGUGCAUAAGGGCAUGCAAUACAUGUUGCAGCAGGUGCAACUGCGUGCCUCCAGGUACCUCUGGCAACUACGAGGUGUGCCCUUGCUAUUGGCAUAUGACAACUCACGGUGGUCGUCGCAAGUGUCCUUAGAAAACAUACAAGAUUAACGUUAUUGCUUUGCUUGUGAGGAUGCAUGUGUAUAUAUAUAUAUAUUAUAUACAUAGCAGAUGGCCGAAUAGUACCACCCUGGAGGAGACACACGGAAGAUCGAUGUUAAACAUGAGUUUGAUAUAUAUAUGUAUGUUCUAAAAUAUUUGUGGAGAGGUCAAAGGCAAACAGAAGUUUGUCAUGUUCUUAAUUGGUCAUAUCGGCCUGUAUAUGUUUGUCAAUUUCUGAAAUGCUUUCUAUCUGUCAUCAACUGUUUGUAAUAAGAAAAUUGAGGGAUAUUAUGAUCA